Molecule: messenger RNA, 1394 nt
Organism: Musa acuminata subsp. malaccensis (wild Malaysian banana)
Lineage: Eukaryota; Viridiplantae; Streptophyta; Magnoliopsida; Zingiberales; Musaceae
Product: IAA-amino acid hydrolase ILR1-like 3
Biological process (GO): auxin metabolic process
Cellular component (GO): endoplasmic reticulum
Molecular function (GO): IAA-Ala conjugate hydrolase activity
Source: RefSeq, a predicted model, not a curated record
GCCUCGGGAGCUCCUGGAAUCGGCUCGAGCGCCCGAGUUCUUCGACUGGUUGACGACCAUUCGCCGGCGCAUCCACCAGCACCCGGAGCUCGCCUUUGAGGAGUACGGGACGAGCGAACUGAUCCGGUCGGAGCUCGACGCUCUCGGCGUCGAGUACACUUGGCCGGUCGCCAAGACCGGCAUCGUCGCCUCCAUCGGAUCCGGCGCCGGUCCCGUCUUUGCGCUGAGGGCCGAUAUGGAUGCGCUCCCGUUGCAGGAGCUGGUAAACUGGGAGUACAAAAGCAAAGAGAGCGGGAAAAUGCAUGCUUGUGGUCAUGAUGCUCAUGUAACAAUGCUUCUUGGGGCAGCUAAGUUGCUUCAACAUCAGAAGAGUGAGCUGAAGGGCACCGUGAAACUUGUUUUCCAACCGGGAGAAGAGGGUUAUGCCGGUGCUUAUCACAUGCUGCAAGAGGGUACUCUGGAUGAUGUGGAGGCAAUCUUUGCUAUGCAUGUUCAACCUAGUCUUCCGACUGGUCACAUUGCUUCGAGAGCUGGUCCUCUUCUUGCAGCAUCAGGACGUUUUCAUGCAAUUAUUAAAGGACAAGGUGGACAUGCAGCAUCCCCACAUAGAACAAUUGAUCCAUUAGUUCCUGCAUCCUUUGCAAUCCUCAGCCUUCAACAGCUUGUAUCUAGAGAGUCGGACCCUCUAGAAAGCAGAGUCGUUUCAGUUGGGUUCAUAAAGGCUGGAGAAGCCCACAAUGUUAUCCCAGAGUCUGUGACUUUCGGUGGCACAUUUAGGAGCAUGACCAGAGAAGGUCUUUCCUACCUUUCAAGAAGGAUUAAGGAGAUUAUAGAGACACAGGCUGCUGUUCACCGUUGCACUGCAUCCGUAGAUUUCAUGGAGGAGAAACUCAUACCGUAUCCUGCAACUGUGAAUGAUCAUCAGAUGUAUAGCCAUGUUAGGAAGGUGGGAGAGAAUCUGGUUGGAGAAGACAAUGUCCACGAAAGCCCACCGACCAUGGGUGCCGAGGAUUUCAGCUUCUUUUCACAGAGGAUGCCGAGCUCCAUGUUCUGGCUUGGAGUCAGGAAUGACGACAGCGUGGGGCCAGUCCAUCCAUUACAUUCCCCCUACUUCUUUCUUAAUGAGCAGGCACUUCCAAUAGGAGCUGCUUUCCAUGCAGCCGUCGCAAUGUCUUACCUGGAUGAACAUUCAGCAUCGUCCUAAAAAUCUUGCAUCUCCGAGUCGCUGUACUAUGCAGCCUUUUGUGUUGCUUGGUAAGUGGUGUUGGCACUUUGUUUUCUCUUGGGUACUUUCAUCAAUGUGGAUAACUCGAUUGCAUAGGUUUUAAUUAUAAUUCAACAACUUUUAUUUUUCCAGACAAGUUAAACAUGUUUUAUUUAUUGUUUGCAAGCAA